Molecule: messenger RNA, 2091 nt
Organism: Cladophialophora psammophila CBS 110553
Lineage: Eukaryota; Fungi; Ascomycota; Eurotiomycetes; Chaetothyriales; Herpotrichiellaceae
Product: acyl-CoA oxidase
Exons: 5
Coding region: 1-2091 (696 amino acids)
Biological process (GO): lipid homeostasis; fatty acid beta-oxidation using acyl-CoA oxidase
Cellular component (GO): peroxisome
Molecular function (GO): fatty acid binding; acyl-CoA oxidase activity; FAD binding
Source: RefSeq, a predicted model, not a curated record
AUGGCGAGGGAGUACAGCAUAGGCUUUGCCCCUUCGUGGGUUGCGUCUCUUAGGCCCUCUGAACCACAGGGCUCUGACCUAUUGAUUGCAGAACGGCAGAAAUCACAGAUCGACAUAGACCGUCUGGCAUGUCUGUUGUACACAGAACAAGGAGUCGAAAUGCAACGACGCAUACUCGAUGUGCUUCAACACGAUCCAGUCUUUGACAAAGGCGGAAACUACUUCGAUUCUCGGAUUGAGAGGUUCAAAACGUCAGUCGCCCGAGCCAAGAGACUGCAUCAACUUCACCAGAUGCACAACUGGAGCGAGGACGAGUUGAAAUGGGCUAUCGAAUUGAUCGGCGAGCCAACAGCAUUUUCGUUACAUUGGAAAGGAUUCCUGCCGACUCUGCGGGAGCAGGGAACCCCAGAACAACAUGAACUUUUUCUCAGAAAGGCCGAGAGCAUGGAGAUUAUAGGGUGUUAUGCGCAGACUGAAUUAGGCCACGGGUCCAACGCUCGCAAGCUGGAGACAACUGCGACCUGGAAUCCCGAUGACCGCACAUUUACAUUGCAUUCACCGCAUCUCACCGCGGCCAAAUGGUGGGUUGGAACGAUGGGGCUCUGCGCAAAUCAUGCAAUGGUUAUGGCACGAUUGAUACUGAAUGGCGAAGACUACGGGCCGCAUCCAUUUCUCUGCCAGAUUAGGGAUCUUAUCACCCAUACGCCUCUCGAUGGAGUAUAUGUGGGUGAUAUCGGACCGAAGUUGGGCUACAACACCGUUGACAAUGGCUUUCUGUUUCUGAAUCAUGUCAAAAUUCCUCAUAUCAACAUGCUCGCUAAAUUCUCAAGAGUCGAGUACGAAUCAAAUGUCUAUGUUGCGCCCGAAUCGCCCGCGAUGGUUUAUGGUACACUUACGAUGUUGCGUGCGGCACUCGUUUCAGAGUCUGCUCGGAAUCUUGCUCGAGGAACCACGAUUGCCGUCCGUUAUUGCGCUGUCCGGCGUCAAUGUUCUGAUCCGGACUCGGAAGACAAGAAUACUGAGCUUCAAGUCCUCGACUAUUCGAUGGUACAGUUUCGGCUUUUUCCGCUCGUUGCAGAGUCCUUCGCCUUGAACUUCACGGGACAGGCUAUGAUUGAGUUUUACCACAGUGCACGGACAGCGCUUGCAGUCGGACAAUCAAAUAAUGGCUGUGGAUCUAGUGGUCAGCGGGCCAAUGCCCUCUUCUCAGAGCUCCAUGCUACAUCGUGUGGUCUAAAGGCGCUUGCGACGAGCGCUGCAGCCGAGGGGUUGGAAGUAUGUCGACGUGCGUGUGGAGGGCAUGGAUAUUCUAGCUUCGCUGGUAUAGGAGCUGUCUAUAUGGACUACCUGCCUUCACAGACGUAUGAAGGUGACAAUUACGUCUUGACGCAACAGACAGCCAAUUAUCUUCUCAAGAUAGCCCUCUCCAUCCUGAAAGGUGAUGCGCCAUCAAACAUCACGGCAAAGAAUCUCGCAGCCUACACGGAAAAGAAGCACACCCCUGUCCACUUUGAUUUGGAUCGGGACAAAGAUAUUCUUGCCGCGUUCGGCUGGCGCGCAGCAUACCUGACUUUCGACCUCCUCCGGCGCCGUGAUAAUGAUCAAAAACCCAAGAACGAUCUUCUGGUGGACUAUUCGCGGCUCAGCAGUGCCCACUCGCAGUUUCUCGUGCUGACAAGCUUCCACGACAAGUUAAAAGGCCCUGACACGUUGUCCAAGAUCGAUCCAGAAAGCCUCGCGGUCCUCUGGAAACUCUUCCGUCUAUACGCACUGACCAGAGUGAUCUCGGCAUCGCAUGAAUUUUACGUGUCAUCGGCCCUGCAGGUGGCGGAAGUGGUGAGAGCAGAUCAGGAGACGAUGUUGCGGCUUCUGAAAGAAAUCAGGCCUCACGCAGUCCGCCUUGUGGAUGUGUGGAAGUUGCCAGACUGGAUGCUGGACAGCUCUUUGGGCAGAUACGAUGGGAAGGUCUACGAAGAUUUGUUCCACAGGGCCAGUCAAUUGAACCCACUGAACCGGUUUGCAAUGGACCCUCGGCCUGGUGGUGGGGUACUGAUCAGAGGCGGGGGGGCCGACGCUAAGAGCCGUCUGUAG